Messenger RNA from Leptonychotes weddellii (Weddell seal), 1792 nucleotides. The record is from RefSeq and is a predicted model, not a curated record. NCBI's taxonomy places the organism in Eukaryota, Metazoa, Chordata, Mammalia, Carnivora, Phocidae.
AUGGCCGCCGAACUUCCGGCGGUAAAAUCCGUGGAAUGUCCCGCCGCCGUCCGGGCAUGCCGGCAGUGGCGGCGGCAGCGGCGGCUGGAGCCUCUGAUUGGGUUUCGGGGUCCGGUACUGGAGCCAAUCAGCGCGGGCAGCGAACCGGGGGAGCGAGGCACGCACGCUCGGCCCGGGUCUCCGGCCCGGCGCCGUUACCACCCCCUUUUGGCUCGUCAUUUCCUCUUCUCCCCGCCCCGCUCGCCCGGGCAGAACCGCACACCUCCGUCUUGGAGUCCGACCAAGCGGUUUCCCUUUCUUGUCCUGGCUGUGCAGCCGGGCCAGUCCAUUCGGACCAAAAGAGACCAGUGCCAGCAGGGUACUAACAUUUCUCUGUGUUCUCUUGCACAGAUACAGUUGGUCCCACCUGGACAGAUUCAGAUCCAGGGUGGGCAGGCUGUGCAGGUACAGGGCCAGCAGGGCCAGACCCAGCAGAUCAUCAUCCAGCAGCCCCAGACGGCAGUCACUGCUGGCCAGACCCAGACCCAGCAGCAGAUUGCUGUCCAGGGACAGCAAGUGGCACAGACUGCCGAAGGGCAGACUAUUGUCUAUCAGCCAGUGAACGCAGACGGCACCAUUCUACAGCAAGGCAUGAUCACCAUCCCAGCAGCCAGUUUGGCAGGAGCACAGAUUGUUCAGACAGGAGCCAACACCAACACAACCAGCAGUGGGCAAGGGACUGUCACUGUGACACUACCAGUGGCAGGCAAUGUGGUCAAUUCAGGAGGGAUGGUCAUGAUGGUGCCUGGUGCUGGCUCUGUACCUGCUAUCCAAAGAAUCCCUCUCCCUGGGGCAGAGAUGCUCGAAGAAGAGCCUCUCUAUGUGAAUGCCAAACAGUACCACCGUAUAUUAAAGAGGAGGCAAGCCCGGGCUAAACUAGAGGCAGAAGGAAAAAUUCCAAAGGAAAGAAGGAAAUACCUGCACGAGUUUCGGCACUGUCAUGCCAUGGCUCAGAAACGGGGUGAAGGUGGAUGGUUUUUCUCUCCAAAGGAAAAGGAUAGUCCCCAUAUGCAGGAUCCAAACCAAGCAGAUGAAGAAGCAAUGACACAGAUCAUCCGAGUGUCCUAACCCCAGGCCAUGUGAUGGAGCAGAUCAAGGUCAUGUUCCUCACCACUGUUUCCCACUGUUCCAGGAAAUUGAUCACCUCUUCCAAUGGGACACUGACGAUUACGUGCUGCCCUUUUCUACAGGACAAACCACUUAGUUUUUAAUAAGUGGCUCAGUAUUAUAAUUGCAGCGAUGUCUGGCAAAUUGAAGUCAUAAGCCUUUGUCUCGCCCUUUCAGGCAGGACCUAUUUCAGACUGUUGAUGACAUUGACAUUUCAUGGAUUAGGAUGAUGCAAGGGACCUGUGCACAUAAGUGCACACACAGCACUUAUGUUGGCUUCUGAAGCCAGCCAGCCAUCUUAGCUAGGGAGAACAACCUUCUCAACCGAGACUGAAAUCAGGGAAGCCGACGCCCACUCCUUCCCAUGGAAUCUAAGCAGCAUCCAUCCUCUGAGGGGGGAUCUCCGGCUGACUCACUGGACACUUUGUAUUCAGAGGUGGCUUCCAGGCAAGGAAGUUCCAUCUUAUAACAUGGAAACAAUAAAUUCUCUGAGAAUUCAUCUAAUCUGUGGUAAUAAUAGGAAUCUCUGUCUACCCAGAUGAUAGGUUGGUAUUUUUGGACUCCAGCCAAGAAAAGCUAACUCUGGGGAUAGAAUGACAAAAGACUCAAGCACUAAAACUAUAAAUUGCUGAAUCUCUCUUUUUUU